Diplodia corticola is the source of this 984-nucleotide messenger RNA. Its product is annotated as zinc finger protein rts2. The transcript is spliced from 7 exons. NCBI's taxonomy places the organism in Eukaryota, Fungi, Ascomycota, Dothideomycetes, Botryosphaeriales, Botryosphaeriaceae. Gene Ontology annotation, biological process: DNA damage response; DNA replication. Bases 1 to 984 code for a protein of 327 amino acids. Gene Ontology annotation, molecular function: double-stranded DNA binding. The record is from RefSeq and is a predicted model, not a curated record. Gene Ontology annotation, cellular component: nucleus.
AUGGGGCGCGCUGAAGUCGGCUCCACGAAAUGGCAGGCCAACAAGAUGAAGUCCAAGGGACUACAGCGACUGAGAUGGUACUGCCAGGCAUGUGAGAAACAGUGCAGAGACGCCAACGGAUACAAAUGCCAUGUGCAGUCAGAAUCUCACGUACGGCAAAUGUUGCUUAUCGGGGAAGACCCUCGCAAGGCCAUAAGCGACUUUUCCCAGCAGUUCCAGAACGACUUCCUCCAGCUGCUGCGGACAGCCCACGGAGAGAAAAAGACAAAUCUCAACCACUUCUAUCAGGAAUACAUUAGAAACAAAGAGCAUAUCCAUAUGAAUGCGACUAAGUGGCCGUCACUUACCGAGUUCGGCAAAUAUCUCGGAAGAGAAGGUAUCUGUCGUGUAUCUGAGGACGAGAAAGGGAACGGCCUUUGCGUUUCAUGGAUCGACAAUAGCCCUGAGGCACUGCGGCGUCAGGACGCCAUUCGCAAGAAAGAGCGGCAGGAGAAGGGCGACGAGGAGCGCGAGCAGCGCAUGAUCCAAGAGCAGGUUGAAAAGGCGCGCGCUGAAGUGAAGGUGGAUGCUGAGCGGCACGACGAGAACACACAGCUGCAAAGGAAGGAGGGAGAGAAGAUCCAGUUGAACCUCAAGCCAUCAGUCGCAAAGACACCAAGCCCACCUCAGGCCACCGGCCCAUCCCAACCACCGGAUGGAGGAUCCCAAGCGCAGGCUGCCAAGGAAGCGGUAGAGACGGGAGAGAAAGAGAGCGCUGCUGCUGCUCCGGCGAAGCCCACAUUCUCCAUGGGACUUGGUAACGGUAAACCCAAGAAUGUGUUCUCGUCCAAGAAGAACCCUCUCGCAAGCAAGAAGGUUGCUGUCAAGGAGCAGCCAAAAAAGAUGAGCGAAGCUGAGCGGAUUAUGAGGGAGGAGAUGGACAGGAAGCGUCUUCGGGAAGGCGGAGGACCCGGUGGGGGAGCUAAACGUCAGCGGAUAGGGUGA